AUGGAGUACAUUAACAACAUCCUCGGGAGCCAGGCUCAGAGUCAGCUGGUAGAGGAAGCAAUUCCCACGCUAUGUAAUCGAUUGCAACAUGCAACCAUGAUUUCAGAUCGAAGAUCAGCCGUUUUGGGCUUGAAAAGUUUCAGUAGACAAUACCGAGAGACUGUUGUUGAGUAUGGGUUGAAGCCUUUGAUAUCAACGCUAAAGAAAGACUACGAUAAUGUAAAUAUAGUCAAAUCUAUAUUGGAAACGUUUCUCAUUUUGUUCAUCCGCGGCGAAAGUAAUGAAGAUUUAACGCGAGGGUGGAUCUCGCAACAGCUGAGGUUGCAAAAUGGAAAGUAUCCCUCCCCGCUAUUAAUGCAAGAUACAACUUUGGAUCAGAUGUCAUUGUGGAUUGCAGAUGCCCUUUUGCAAGAUCAGGAAGGUUUCAAAUUAUUAGUUGAUGGGUUAGCCGAGACUGACUACCAUUUAAGACUAUACACUAUACAGCUUUUGGAAUCAUUAGUGGCGAGUCGAGGUACAAGAACUAAGGAAGCCUUGUUAAACAUACCCACUGCAAUGUCCAUAAUAUGCAAUUUAUUAUCUGAUAUCCACGAACCAGUGCGUAAUGAAGCAAUUUUAUUGUUAAUGGCGGUAGUCAACAACAAUUUCAAUAUUCAGAAACUAGUUGCAUUCGAAAACACAUUCGAAACGUUGUUUGAGAUAAUCGAUGAAGAAGGUGGAAUACGUGGAUCCAUCCUUGUUCAAGAUUGUUUAACCUUGAUCACGAAUCUUUUGCAAUUCAAUGCAUCGAAUCAAAAAUUUUUCUUGGAGACUCAGUGUGUUCCUAGGCUAGCGAGAUUAUUAGGCGAGCCGCUUGAGGAAACAGACGAGCUGCAUGAUCUCGAUGAAAAUGAUGUACCCAUUGCUCCACCUCCAAUGGUGUGGACCGAACAAAGGUUGCAGAAUAUGAUAAUCGCUUUGGAAAUAUGUCGGCUAUUGGUUUCUGAAGACAAUGAGUUGGUUGUGCAGAAUCAAGAUAAUUUGUACCAAAAUGGUAUUCACUACAUUCUUUUGAAGCAUGUGUUUUCGCCCCUCACUGAGACUCUGAUUCGCUCAGUUGCAUUGUUAACUACUGCCGAUGCUAUCAGUGGGAACCCUACAAUUCAAUUUGAAAUCUCAAAAAUUGACGUACCGUAUGUGGAUCCAUCUUUACCUUCACAUCUCCAGGCAUACGAUAAGCCUAUUCUGGUCCCCUUAUCCUGGCUUGAUUGGUGUUUAUUCCUCAAUUCGGUACACUUGUUUGAUAUUAGAAUCAGUGCUGCGUUUUGUUUACAAUCUUACUUUCAUGACAAUCAGGAAUCAAAAAUGGCAUUUUUGAAUGACCAGAUAGCAGCAUACACCGAUGAAGACUUUUAUAGGAAUUCCAAAGAGGAUUUACCACAAAUGAAUGGGAGCAGUGUUGCUACACCUUUUGGAAAUGUGUUCAAGGUGUUAAUGGACUAUGAUGCGGAUCUAAAAUUGAACCCGUACAAAGUAUGGUAUGCGGCAGUCAUAUUGAUGUAUGCUUUUGAAGACGAACCUGAGAACAAGGAUGUUGCGAGGGCUUUGAAAACUGGAGACGAGGAAGCCGGAGAGGAGGUUAUGACUUCCGUGCAGGCAAUUUCGGGCUUACUUAUCACCACAUUGAAUGAUAUGGAUCAAAGAAUUGCUGUGGGGUAUUUGAUGCUUCUCACUGUUUGGCUCUAUGAAGAUUUCAAUGCUGUAAAUGACUUUUUGAAGGACGAAUCAAUUGUGCGAUCGUUGUUGAACUUUUUGUCUCACAAUUCAUCGGGUGAAAGAUUGCUUGUUCAUGGAAUGGCUGCUGUAUUACUUGGAGUGGUAUAUGAGUUUUCCUCAAAGGAAUCACCCAUUCCUAGAAAAGAUUUACAUGCUUUGCUUGUCAAGAGCUUGGGUAGAGACAAUUACUCCCUAAAGGUAAAGCAGUUGCUUGCAGAUCCUACAUUCAAGUUCUUUGAUGAGACACUGAACUUUACAUCUAUCCAAGAUGAAAGUGGUUUACCCGACGUUUAUUUUGACUCAAUUUAUGUCAAUUUGGUGAAAGAGAAUUCGUUCCGCAUAAAGAGAGCCUUAUUUCAUGAUCCCGAGGGUGAGCCGAGACGCAAAAUCUCCUACGAGGAUAUCGAGGAACUCGACUUGAGAAUAUCUGAACUCAAGAAAGAAAUUCACGAGGAGAAGCAGAAAAAUUUGGAAAGUGAAUCCACCAUGAGGUCAAAAAUCAAAGAGUUGGAAACAUUGAAAGAGGGCUUACAACAACGCUUGAUGUCAAAUGAAACAGAACUUGACCAAUUGAAAGGAAAACAUAUAGAAGUGGAGGAGACAAUUGCCUCUACACUGAAGGAGCUUGAAGAAGUGACAGUGUUGAAAAACAAACAUGAAGCUUCGUCGAUAAAGUUGCAGAGGGAAUUGGAAAAGAGUUUAAAGAAAGUAGAAACUCUUGAAUCGGAAAAGGCACAUUUGGAAUCACUGUUAAACUCAACAGAACUGGCGAAAGUGAAGCUUGAGACUGGUGUCAACACUAUGACGAAGGAUCUUUUCCAACUAAAGAAGCAAAACAGUGAUGCCGAGGUUAAGAUUAAGAAGCUUGAAAAGGAUUUGAAAAGCACGCAAAGUGAGUCCGAAAAGGCCAAGCGCGCAAAUGAGAAUCAAAUUAACAAACUCAAAGGUGAAAUUGAUAGUAUUAAACAGCGCCUCGUUGAUGAACAAAACGAGCACAGGGAAGCAACUGCAAAGAUAGACUCGUUAAGCAGUAACCUCAAUGCGAAGGAGCUUGAAAUUCAGAAAGCUCAACAGGAAGCAAUAAGUUCCAAGUCCAAAAUUGAAGAGCUUGAUCGGGAAAAGAACUAUUUGGCCAACUCUUUAAAAGAAAAGGAGACAAAACUACAGGAUUUGGCGUUGAAAGUUGAGACUUUGGGUACAGAGAAACAAGCAUUGAAAGUAGAAUCAGAAAAGUUAACGACCAAACUCCAGUCAGCCCGAGAGAAAUUAAUCCAGGCAGAGACCGAUAGUGAAGAGAAAAUAAAGAAGCUCCGGGGUCAGUUGGACGAUUAUGCAUCUCAAGUGGAGAAAUUGGACAAGGAAGUAAAAAGCAUCAAGGAAAAGGCUGAUUGUGUUCCUGAAUUGGAGAAUCGAAAUAAGGAUCUCGAAGGUGAGCUUUCUGAUCUUCGGAAAGAUUUGGAAGCAAACGAAACAAAGUUGACCGAAUUGAGGGAGGUAAAAGAUGCAAACGAAAGACUCGCCAAAGAGGUUGAAGCUAGCAAGACAGAGCAUAAAACAGUUCAAGCGGAUUUGUUAGAAAAACUCCAGAAAUACACUGACGAAAUAGAAGCAGGUAAACUGAAAAUUGCUGAUGGGGAGAAAGUAGAUGCAAAGGCUAAGAAACUUGAAGCCGAACUUGAAUCAUUGAAGGCAAAAUUGGGUAAGCUCCAGAGUGAAUUAUCGGAUAAGGAUUUGAAACUUGAGGAAGGAAAGGCAACGCAGGGCAAGAAUAGUGAUCUCGAGAAAGAGAUUGAGAAGCUUAAAAGUGAGGUAGACAUAUCCAAAGAGAAAGAUGCAAAGUGUAAAGAGCUAAAUAAGGAAAUCGAAAAACUCAAAGAUGAAAUUAAAAAGGGAGGGGCCUUAGAAUCAACCAAUAAAGAACUUCAAAAUACUAUUUCUGAACUCACUCGGGAUCUUGAAGCUUCCAAAACCAAGGUCGAUGAUGAAUCUAAGUUGAAGGAUGAAGUUACAAAGCUCAAAGCGGAACUUGACGACAAGAAAAAGAAAAGUGUCCAUGGCGAUGAGUUGAAGAAGGAAAAUGACCUGCUCAAAGCGCUGCUCAAGAACUCCCAAAAGGAUGCAGAUAGCAGCACUGAAUUACGAAGUGAAAUUGAAAACCUCAAGAGCGAACUUGAAAAGUCAAAGAAAUAUCAAAAGGAACUAUCUGAGGUGAAGAAGCAAGAGCAACGUCUUUCUAAAGAGCUUGACGAAUCCAAAAAGCAAGCAGCCAAUGCUGCAAAGUUUAAAAAACAAAUUGAAAAUCUUACUAAAGAAUUAAAGGAAAGUGGAAAGCACAAGGAUGAAGCCACCAAGUUGCAAGAGGAGAACAAGAAGCUAGUACUGGAACUAGCAGAUGCUGAGAAGCAAAAGCAAGCACUUACUGAACUAGAGCAACAAAGGAUUACGAUCCAUAAAGAGCUAGAAGAUGCCAAAAAGAAUCGAUUAGAUGCUCAAGGCUUGCAGGAUAAAGUGAAGAAGCUUGAAAAUGAACUUGAAAAGAGUAAGAAGCAAAUUCUGGAUAGCUCCACGUUGAAGGUUGAAAUGGAAUCUCUUACAAAGGAUAAAGAAACUCGGCUGAAGGAAAUUGAUAAAUUAAAGAAGCAGAAUGAGGAAUUAGAAGGGCUUGUUAAAUCGGAGAAGGAAAAGGCAGAAAAAGGAUCCAUUGACUAUGCUAACCAAAGCGAUCGAAUUAGGAAAAAGUAUGAGGAUGAGAUGCAACAAGUGGAAAAUAAGUUAAAGAGUUUAGAGGACAAAUAUUCUUCGUACGUCCCGAAAACUGAGUUGGAUGAUUUGGUGCUACUUAUGUCUGAGUUGGAUGACAAGAAUAAGCUGUACAAAUCACGUUUGAAGAAAUUAGGUGAAGCUAUUGCUUCUGAUGAUUCAAGUGAUGAUGAGGAUGAGGAUGAGGAUGAGGAAGAAGAAGAAGAAGAAGAAGAAUAG
Messenger RNA from Lodderomyces margitis, 4734 nucleotides. It is a transcript of the gene USO1, whose product is annotated as Uso1p. The coding region runs from base 1 to 4734 and encodes 1577 amino acids. Gene Ontology annotation, biological process: transcytosis; endoplasmic reticulum to Golgi vesicle-mediated transport; intracellular protein transport. NCBI's taxonomy places the organism in Eukaryota, Fungi, Ascomycota, Pichiomycetes, Serinales, Debaryomycetaceae. The transcript has a single exon. The record is from RefSeq and is a predicted model, not a curated record. Gene Ontology annotation, cellular component: cytoplasm; ER to Golgi transport vesicle membrane; Golgi membrane.